Cynara cardunculus var. scolymus (artichoke) is the source of this 3381-nucleotide messenger RNA. RefSeq lists its product as uncharacterized. The record is from RefSeq and is a predicted model, not a curated record. Bases 395 to 3226 code for a protein of 943 amino acids. The transcript has 14 exons. Lineage: Eukaryota; Viridiplantae; Streptophyta; Magnoliopsida; Asterales; Asteraceae. Gene Ontology annotation, molecular function: ubiquitin conjugating enzyme activity.
UAUGUUUUAGGGUUUUUGUUUAAAUGGAGUCGCCGGAAGAUGAAUCCCUAACAACUCAAAGAAAAAAGAGGUGUUUCCAGGGAGUUCGUCGUGGAUUGAAGCUAAAAUUAGAGGUUAAUCGGUCCCUGAAACGCAAGGAUUGAGAUGAAUAAGCGAAACGAGAUGACUUCUACAAUGCAAGAUAUUUGAUUGCUUCUGCAACUGAAAGGCCAAAUAUGUCAGCAAUAGGUUGUCCGAGCUUGCAUACACUGUCGCUGAGGUCGUCUGAUGAGCCUGCUAAACAUAAACACACAUCACUUAGUACCAGUAGCACUACUUGUGCUAGUCUACAGUUACAAAGGGAUGCAAAAAGGGUUCAAUCUCUAAAGAAACAACUUAAAACAAGGUGCCACAAAUGUCAUCUGGUUCAGGAGCCAGUAGUUCCCAUCAUGAACAUGGCCAUAUUAUGGAAGACGUGAAAGUGGACCAAGAUUCAGGAAUAGUGGGAAGUUGCUCUAAACUCGGCAAUGUUCUGAGGAAGGAUGAGAACUUCAAGAAGUUUGACAUUGUUGAGGACAUUUCAGAUCAUCAUUAUGCAGCUCGGAGGCCAGCAUCAAUGUUGCAGCCAAUGAAAACCUGGGCUAGAAAGAUACGAGAAGAAUGGAGGAUUCUCAACAAGGACUUGCCUGAUACGAUAUUUGUUAGGGUUUAUGAAUCAAGGAUGGAUCUUUUAAGAGCCGUGAUAAUGGGUGCAGAAGGGACGCCAUAUCAUGAUGGUCUUUUUUUCUUUGAUGUCUGCUUCCCUAGCAACUAUCCGUUUUCUCCGCCUGAAGUUUACUAUCACUCUGGUGGCUUACGUAUAAAUCCGAAUCUCUAUCACAGUGGGAAAGUUUGCUUGAGUCUUCUACACACUUGGCGUGGUUUCGGUAACGAAAAGUGGAUACCUGGUUCUUCGACAAUACUCCAAGUUUUGGUCUCUAUACAGGGUCUGAUUUUGAAUGCAAAGCCCUAUUUUAACGAACCUGGAUUCGCACAAUUGCGUGGCUCUGUUAGUGGAGAAAAGAUGUCGAUGCAAUACAAUGAGCGAACUCUAGUUCUGUCUCUCAAAACUAUGGUCUACAUUAUGAAGAAGCCACCAAAGCACUUUGAGGGUUUUGUGAUUGCGCAUUUUCGUGAUCGUGCCCACGCUAUUUUGAUGUCCGGUAAAGCGUAUUGUAAAGGCGUUAGAGUCGGGUGUGUCGUUGACAAGGGUGAGGGGCGUUCACGACGAUUCAAGAGUGAUGUAGAACAAUGCAUGAAGAUGUUGGCUAGAGAAUUUGAACAAAUAGGAGUGAAGGGUAUGGAGGAGUUUAAGAGAGGCGAUGUAGACGAUUCUCUUACUCGGAAAAUAAGGGCGUUUUUCUGUAUCUCCGAUGGUUACGUUAGUGGUUCGCUAUCAAUCACCGUCGAUCUUCUCAGUAAACGCUUUGAAAACGGAAUUCUCCGUAAAUUGAGUCUCAUGAUCGUGAAGAAAAUCCAGGUUCGUUGCGGGAAAAGAGUGUUUCCAGGGAGUUCAUCGUCCAUGGAAGCCAAAUUAGAAGUAUCUUCUCCACCGGUUAAUCGGAACCUGAAACGCAAGAAGAUGAGUAAGCAAAACGAGGGUGGCAUUUCAUCGGCACUUGGUGGCAUAGUAGAACUAGAUUCAGAUGCUGGUGUUUCUAAUUCAUAUGAUAGGAAGGAUUAUAUGGAUUUUUAUGCUGAUGAUUAUAUUUAUAAGGAUGAGGAUGAGGAUGCAAUUUUGAAAUCUUAUUUUGACAACAUAGAUCUUCCUACCGGCGUUGAAGCUUCCCUUCCAGGGUUUUAUGAUUCUAUCAAAAUGAAAAACAAGAUGACUUCUGCAGUGCAAGAUACCUUUUCUUCAAACGGAUUCAUGCAGUCGACCCACCCUGAUUAUGCAAGGCUGAAUUUGUCAUCAAUGGGUAGUCCGAACUUGGAUACAGCUAGUCACAAACACAACGUGGAGCGGCUUCCGUUGAGGUUAUCUGGUGAGCGUACUAAGGGUGAACAUGCAACAGUUGGUUUCAGUAGCUCAGCUUGUCCUAGUCUACAGUUACGAAGGGAUGCAAAGAAGGUUAAACAUGUAAAGGGAUCACUCGAAGCAGGGGACCACAGAAUGUCAUCUGGUUCAGGGGCCAGUAGUUCCCAUAAUACUUGGUUGUCCGCAGUUGCAGUUUACCCUCAAGUAGUAGACCCUAAGGUGGAGGUAAAUGAGUUUGUUGAUGUACCUGAAGAUGGAGAAAUUGUUUCAAUGGAAGAUGCAAUGUUGGACCAAGAUCCUGGAGUAGCAGGAAGUUCGUCUAGCAUGGGAAACCUUGGCAAUGAUGAUGAUGAUGUUCUGAGGAAGGAUCAGAAGUUCAAGAAGUUUGACAUUGUUAAGGACCAUUCAUGUCAUCAUUAUGCAGCACAGAAUUCAUCAAUGAUGCAGCCAUCGAAAAACUGGGCUAAAAAGAUACAAGAAGAAUGGAGGAUUCUCAAGAAGGACCUGCCUGAUAUGAUAUUUGUAAGGGUUUAUGAAUCAAGGAUGGAUCUGUUAACAGCUGUGAUAAUUGGAGCUGAAGGGACUCCGUAUCAUGAUGGUCUUUUUUUCUUUGAUGCCUGCUUCCCUUGCAACUAUCCUGAUGCUCCACCUGAACUUUACUAUCACUCUGGUGGCAUACGUAUUAAUCCGAAUCUCUAUCACAAUGGGAAAGUUUGCUUGAGUCUUCUAAACACUUGGCAUGGUGCCAGUAACGAGAAGUGGAUACCUGGUGCUUCAACGAUGCUUCAAGUUUUGGUAUCUAUACAGGGUCUGAUUUUGAAUGCAAAGCCCUAUUUCAACGAACCUAUAGUUGCAAAUUCAAGUGGCUCCGUUGAUGAAGAAAAGCGGUCGCUGCAAUACAACAAGCAUAUACUAAUCCUCUCUCUCAGAACUAUGGCUUACACUAUGAAGCACCCUCCAAAGCAUUUUGAGGAUCUGGUGAUUGAGCAUUUUCGUGACCGUGCCCACGCUAUUUUGAUGGCGUGUAAGGCGUAUCGUAAAGGCGUUAGAGUCGGGUGUGUUGCCGACGACAAGGGUAAGGAUAAGCAGGAGGGGUAUUCAUGGGUAUUCAGGAGUGAUGUGGAACGGUGCAUGAAGAUGCUUGUUGAAGAAUUUAAAAAAAUUGGAGUAAAGGAUAUGGAGGAAUCAAUGUCUUUUACUCAGAAGAUAAGGGCGUUUUUCGGUUUUUAAGAGCGAUGUCGUUCCAUGUAAAGAAUAAACUACAAAUUUGGUCUAUGUGGUUCCUACAAUUUUGAAAUCACAAGAUGGUCAUCGUAGUUUGUAAAAACGUUCUGGAUUUGGUCCAGCUGUUGAAAGAUUUUGUUAAAUGAGGGGUAUUUUCGUUC